Molecule: messenger RNA, 789 nt
Organism: Colletotrichum costaricense
Lineage: Eukaryota; Fungi; Ascomycota; Sordariomycetes; Glomerellales; Glomerellaceae
Exons: 2
Coding region: 1-789 (262 amino acids)
Molecular function (GO): protein binding
Source: RefSeq, a predicted model, not a curated record
AUGGAGGAUGUCUUAUCCAAGUAUCCUCCCGACGAGGACCUCAUCCAGAGGAUGGAAAAGGAGAUUCAGGCUAGCGACAGGGAAAAUGCUCGACUCCUUCUGCAGGAAGUCAUUGACCAAACCAACACCCCUUCACUAGUCUGCCAAGCUCGCAUGAACCUCGGCUACUAUCAGAUGGAUGAUAAAAAGUAUCGGGAAGCCAGACGGGAGUUUGAGAGAGUCUUGACAAUGUCAGGCAACUCGACGACGACGCUUAGCAACAUCUACCUAGCUCUUGCCAAAAUCUCGACACAAGAGAGAAAUCUUGAUGAAGCCGAAAGGUUGUUCAACUUGUGGUUGGAGGUCUCCUCACGUAUCGAUGGGGAAGGAAGGGUCACCCGACUCGGGGUCAUGGCCACGUACCUUGAGUUCCUCAACGCCAGGAAUGAACAGGCCAGGGGUAGUCAGGUCGGCUGGUUCAGGGCAUUGGCCUCGUACUUCCCUUUUCGACACAUCAUCAUGAGAAGAGCGGAUUUGAAGGUUGAUGAUUGCCCCGGCCAGCACCUCAACUUGGCAAAAGCGACUGAUCGAGUCUUUGAGUUGCGGAACAUAAACGAAACCAUUUGCUCUGCAGGGGAUUGGAUGACACGUUAUUACGUUCCAUUAGUCAGGAGGUACGAUGAUGUAAUGCGAGAAUUGCGACAUGACCUGGAGGUCCUCAGCAAAACGGAAGAGAAUUCCAAGUUCUGUAACAUACUGACAGAAAUCACGGGAGACUUUGACCAGUUUGUUGAGACACGUCAUCCAUGA